Molecule: messenger RNA, 972 nt
Organism: Haliotis rubra (blacklip abalone)
Lineage: Eukaryota; Metazoa; Mollusca; Gastropoda; Lepetellida; Haliotidae
Product: monocarboxylate transporter 4-like
Exons: 5
Coding region: 1-972 (323 amino acids)
Biological process (GO): transmembrane transport; monocarboxylic acid transport
Molecular function (GO): monocarboxylic acid transmembrane transporter activity
Source: RefSeq, a predicted model, not a curated record
AUGAGUAACGGUAAAGAGGGUGACCACAACGGGAAGGUUGGGAACUCAGAAACACAUCAUCCAGAUGAGGAUAACAACUUACUGCCUAUAGACAGAGGAUGGGCUUGGGCGAUACUGGGAGGAUGUUUCCUGAAUGCUAUGCUAAUGGGUGGAUACAACCAAUCUAUGGCGCUGUUCUUUGUGGAAUACCUUGAAAUGUUUGGUGCAUCUACAACAAGGACAACCCUAAUCCUUGGGGUGAAAGCGAUGUCCUACAGCCUAAUGUCACUGGUUACUAUGCACGUUGUGUUGGAGUUUCUCGGGACGAGGAAGACAGUCAUGUUGGGCGGACUCCUCACAGUGUUAGCUAUUCUCUCAGCCACCUUCGCGCCCAACAUAAUGGUCAUCAUAUGUGUUCACAGCGUUCUUUUAGGAAUGGGGAAUUCAAUGAUACAUGCACCAGCUUUAGUGCUGAUUGGAAAAUACUUCAAGAAAAGACGAGGCCUGGCUACAACAGCUGCAAGUUCAGCGAUGAGUUUAGCAAGUGUAUUCCCAAUAUUUUCUCAAUAUCUGCUUGAUGAAUAUGGCGUUCGGGGAACAACACUCAUAUACACUGGUCUUACUAUGAAUAUAUGGGUAGGGGCAUCCCUGUUUCGACCUCUUCACUUCUAUGCAAGAAGAGUGAAACCCGAACGCAUGCAGGAAGAUACAGUGGACAGUGGUGGUUCUGAAGUAAGAAAGGACAUCAGGAAUAAUGAUGCUACUUGGUCUGACAAUGGACACACGAAACACACAGAGAACAUUCACAAUGGAAGUGUCAGGAGUUGUAACGUUGUUGUUAAUGACACCUUCAAUGGAGUCCUUGAUCCCCAAAGCGACGGUUCCUUCAGGAAAAGAGCAUACUCCGAAGGUUCUAAAAGGACCAUAAAGCAGUCUGAUUCAGAGUCUGACAAACUGGUAUACACAAGUAACCCAGACCUCCCUACUGUGUAG